AUGUUUAUACUUUUAGAUUUAGAAACUCACUUUCUUCCUCUUAUCAAGCGUUUGGCAACAGGUGACUGGUUUACUAGUCGCACUUCUGCUUGUGGGCUGUUCAGUGUGGUUUAUCGACAAACUUCUCCCGCUGUCCGUGCAGAACUCCGUCGCGCUUUUAAGCAGCUUUGCACUGAUGACACUCCUAUGGUUAGACGUGCAGCUGCUAACCGACUUGGGGAGCUGGCCCGUUGUAUGGAACUAGAUGCAUUACGUUCAGACUUAUUGCCGUUAUUGCCUCCUCUUUCUCAACAGGAUGAUCAGGACUCUGUACGAUUACUGGGCGUAAAUGCAUCAGUGGAUUUUGCUGAAGUUCUUCCUACUGAAGAUGUGUUGACGCACAUUAUUCCUCUUAUACGAGGAGCUGCAGAAGACAAAUCUUGGCGCGUUCGUUAUCAAUUAGCUGAUCAUAUUACUGAUUUACAGUCUGCAGUAAAACCCCAACUUGCCGGACAGCACUUGGUAGAUGUUUAUCAGAUUCUUCUUAAAGAUCCAGAGGGAGAAGUUCGUGCAGCGGCUGCAGGCAAACUAAAAAAGUUCGCUUCAUCUCUAGCUCCUGAUAUUCGGGAAUCUGUGAUUAUGAAAACCUUGUUACCUAUUAUUCGGGAAAUGGUUGGUGAAACUAAUCUGCAGGUAAAAACAGCGCUAGCAGGUGUUAUGAUGGCUUUGGCUCCACUGCUCGGCAAAGAGAAUACAUUAGAGCAUCUUCUUCCAUUGCUGUUGAUUCAAUUAAAGGACGAAAAUCCAGAU
Messenger RNA from Schistosoma turkestanicum, 789 nucleotides. The record is from the annotation of a GenBank genome assembly. Lineage: Eukaryota; Metazoa; Platyhelminthes; Trematoda; Strigeidida; Schistosomatidae.